Messenger RNA from Microthlaspi erraticum, 672 nucleotides. NCBI's taxonomy places the organism in Eukaryota, Viridiplantae, Streptophyta, Magnoliopsida, Brassicales, Brassicaceae. The record is from the annotation of a GenBank genome assembly.
AUGGAUGAUUUAAGACAAAAGCUUCAAUACACUUCCUUUGAGCUCGAAGCUGUGAAAUCAAAAGCUAAUGAAGAAUCAAAGCUUCACCAAGAAGAAGUGAAGAGUCUUCUUCAUCUUCUCAAACUCGCUCGUCAAGAAAGAGACGAAGCUAAAGAUCAAUUACAGAGACUCCUCACAAUCAAAGCAAACUCGAGCAUCACCGAGUCAAACUCACACGGUUCUUCACCGGUCGACUCGUUCCUCGAACCGGUUUCGUCUCCUGAAUUCUCUAAUUUCAACAUCGUACCGGAACCGGUUCACAAAAUCAAAUUCGGGAACAGGCCCGUUAACCGGAUCUUGAAUUCUCAGCAGAGACCGAUCAAGAUUGAUCCGGUGGAAGCUUUGAUGGACGAGAUCAUAAAAGGGAAGUCUUUACCGGAGAAAGGGAAGCUUCUUAAAAGUGUCAUGGAGUCUGGACCGUUGCUUCAGACACUUCUUGUCGCCGGUCCUCUUCCACGGUGGCGCAACCCUCCGCCGCUUCAACAGAGCUUUAGAGUCCCGCCGAUUUCUAACUCUUUCGAUAUCUUGAAAGGUUGUUCGACGAAGACGUCAAUUCUUAAUUUCAGAGGUUGCUCUGUUCCCGGAAUUGCUACUGGAAUUGAAGUUGCUAAUAAGAGACAAAGAUUUCAUUAG